UCGCAUUGGGCUCGCCGAUCAACUCCGACCACCGCCACCGCCACAGCCACCGCCACCACCAGCGCCGUCGCCACCGUCGCCUCCACAGUGAGCAGAGACACAUGGCGGGCUCGGACCUCUUCACUCCGUACAGGAUGAGCAAGUUCGACCUCUCCCACAGGAUCGUGCUGGCGCCGAUGACGAGGUGCAGGGCGCUGGGCGGGAUCCCGCGGCCGGCGUUGGCGGAGUACUACGCGCAGAGGUCGACGGCCGGCGGGUUCCUCAUCUCCGAGGGGACCAUGAUCUCCGACACGGCGGCUGGGUUCCCACAUGUCCCGGGGAUCUACAGUGAAGAGCAGGUGAGAGCAUGGAAGAAGGUGGUGGACUCUGUUCAUGCCAAGGGCAGCGUUAUCUUCUGUCAACUUUGGCACGUUGGCCGUGCAUCCCAUCAAGUUUAUCAGCCCGGGGGAGCUGCACCGUUGUCGUCGACGAACGGGCCAAUAAGUCAGAGGUGGAGGAUCCUGAUGCCAGAUGGGUCUCAUGCCAUUUAUCCCGAACCCAGAGCUCUGAAGCACUCUGAGAUACAGGACAUGGUUGAGCAUUAUCGCCGGGCUGCCGUAAAUGCCAUUCAAGCCGGAUUCGAUGGAAUUGAGCUACAUGGAGCACAUGGCUACCUCAUCGAUCAAUUCUUGAAGGAUGGGAUAAAUGACCGGACAGAUGAAUAUGGCGGAUCCAUUGGAAACAGAUGCAAAUUCAUAAUACAGGUUGUCAAAGCUGUGGCAAUGGCCAUCGGGCCAGAUCGAGUCGGAGUCAGAAUAUCACCGGCAAUCGAUCACCUCGAUGCCAUGGACUCCGACCCCCCUAAGCUGGGCCUAGCCGUCAUCGAGAGGCUCAACAAGCUUCAGCUAGAUCUUGGCUCAAGGCUGGCUUAUCUCCACGUGACUCAGCCACGGUACGUGGCUUAUGGCCAAACGGAAUCUGGCCGACUUGGGAGCGAGGAAGAGGAGGCCCAACUGAUGAGGACUUGGAGAAGGACUUAUCAGGGCACUUUUAUUUGCAGUGGAGGGUUCACACAAGAGCUUGGUAUGAAAGCCAUAGCCGAUGGCGAUGCAGAUCUGGUAUCGUAUGGUCGUCUGUUCAUUGCCAACCCUGAUUUGGUCUUGAGAUUUAAGAUUAAUGCACCUUUGACCAAGUAUGUUAGGAAGACUUUCUAUACCCAAGAUCCUGUAGUUGGGUACACAGACUACCCUUUCCUCGAAAGCGGGAAGCGGAAAUUACUGUCGCGCCUAUGAGUCCAUGACUAGGUUUUUUGUUCAGAUUAAUAAGAUGCUGUGUUUUGCUUUUA
Messenger RNA from Syzygium oleosum, 1324 nucleotides. Its product is annotated as 12-oxophytodienoate reductase 3. Gene Ontology annotation, molecular function: oxidoreductase activity; FMN binding. Lineage: Eukaryota; Viridiplantae; Streptophyta; Magnoliopsida; Myrtales; Myrtaceae. The transcript is spliced from 5 exons. Gene Ontology annotation, biological process: jasmonic acid biosynthetic process; oxylipin biosynthetic process. The coding region runs from base 102 to 1271 and encodes 389 amino acids. Gene Ontology annotation, cellular component: peroxisome. The record is from RefSeq and is a predicted model, not a curated record.